Messenger RNA from Coffea eugenioides, 1920 nucleotides. Its product is annotated as arogenate dehydratase/prephenate dehydratase 6, chloroplastic-like. The record is from RefSeq and is a predicted model, not a curated record. Gene Ontology annotation, biological process: L-phenylalanine biosynthetic process. Gene Ontology annotation, cellular component: chloroplast; cytoplasm. Gene Ontology annotation, molecular function: arogenate dehydratase activity; prephenate dehydratase activity. NCBI's taxonomy places the organism in Eukaryota, Viridiplantae, Streptophyta, Magnoliopsida, Gentianales, Rubiaceae. The transcript has a single exon. Bases 233 to 1540 code for a protein of 435 amino acids.
CCCUCACCGUCACCCACCCCCCAUCCCCUCCCUAUAUAAAAGCCUUCCCUCCUCCCUUCUUUCCUUUCUCAGCUUGGACGUUUUCUUUUGCCAAGAGAACUACAAGCUUUUUAGGGCCCCAAGUCUUUUACAUUUGUUUCAUUUUAGUCCCUUUUUUUUUUUUUCAUUCUUUACAAUUAAUCCGAACGAAUAAAGAGCUAGCAAUCCGUUCCCUCUUUCGUCGUCGUCGGGUAUGAAUCUCAAGUCCAUAAUUCCGCCGGGUCUCACCCUGACUCACCGGGUCAGCUCGACCCGACUCGUUAUCCAGGCUGUCCACCGUUUCGACUCGGCCAGCACUCACACGAGUGUGAACACUAGUACGAACGGCUCGGCAGCUGCCGCUCCAGCGCCGAAUGCUAGCACUGGGAAAUUGAGCUUGAACGUCUCAGGCCAUGUCGGCGCGAACCGAGCCGACUGGCAAAGCUCUUGCGCAAUUUUAGCCAGCAAGGUCGUCUCUCAACAGCAGGAUACCGAGACAAGUGGCUGUACCGGUGGAAAAAUCACCACCGUCAACGGCCACAAGGCUAGUCUAGAUCUGGUUCCGAUAGACAAUCUGCCCAAGCCACUCUCCAUCGCAGACCUCUCUCCAGCUCCGAUGCACGGCUCGAAGCUCCGCGUCGCCUACCAAGGCGUUCCCGGAGCUUUCAGCGAAGCUGCCGCCGGCAAAGCUUAUCCGAACUGCGAAGCCAUCCCUUGCGACCAAUUCGAAGUUGCAUUCCAAGCUGUCGAGCUGUGGAUCGCUGACAGAGCAGUUCUCCCGGUAGAAAACUCCCUCGGCGGUUCUAUUCACCGGAACUACGACCUCCUCCUCCGCCACCGUCUACACAUCGUCGGCGAAGUCCAACUCCCAGUCCACCACUGCCUGUUAGCUCUCCCAGGCGUCCGGAAAGAGUAUCUCAGCCGCGUUAUCAGCCAUCCGCAAGCCCUAGCCCAGUGCGAACACACGCUCACCAAAAUGGGCCUAAACGUGACCCGAGAAGCCGUCGACGAUACCGCGGGAGCUGCAGAAUUCGUCGCGGCAAAUAACCUCCGCGACACGGCGGCGAUUGCCUCAGCACGCGCCGCCGAGCUGUACGGCCUAAGCAUCCUAGAAGACGGCAUUCAGGACGAUUCCAGUAACGUCACCAGAUUCGUCAUGCUAGCCAGAGAGCCGAUAAUCCCACGAACGGAUCGGCCGUUCAAGACGAGCAUUGUCUUCGCUCACGACAAAGGGACCAGCGUGUUGUUCAAGGUUUUGUCGGCCUUCGCAUUUCGGAACAUUAGCUUGACGAAGAUCGAGUCGCGGCCGCACCGGAAUCGGCCGAUACGACUGGUGGACGACGCCAACGUCGGAACGGCCAAGCACUUCGAGUACAUGUUCUACGUGGAUUUCGAGGCGUCCAUGGCGGAAGUCAGGGCUCAAAACGCAUUGGCGGAGGUUCAAGAGUUCACGUCUUUCUUGAGGGUUCUGGGAAGUUAUCCCAUGGAUAUGACGCCUUGGUGCCCUUCCAGAGGAGAAUAAAACCCGAAUCAAUCGGAAUCGGAAUCGGAAUCAUUUUCUCGUUUUUCAUUUAUCAAUAAUUAUUUGGAAAAAAAAAAAAGAGAAAGGAAGGAAGGAGGAGAAAACUGAAAAAUGGAAAAUGGGGUCGUUUGAUUUAAGAAUUCAAAGAAUUGAAUUGAGUUCUCUUCUCAAUAAUUUCCUUUUUCUUUACUUUUUUUUUUGGGUUUAUGAUUUUUUUAAAUGUUUGGUCAUCAAGAAAAUGUUGGUAAAUAUGUGGGAAAUUGUGUGUAAGAAUUGUGAAUAUAUUGUCACAUCCUCAAAACCCUGUGAAUGCUUGAAAAAUUGUUGAACGGAGGAAUGACAAUUAUGAUGGAAAGCAAAUUAAUUAUUUGUUGAAUUAA